This is a messenger RNA of Pseudo-nitzschia multistriata, 2061 nucleotides long. The record is from the annotation of a GenBank genome assembly. NCBI's taxonomy places the organism in Eukaryota, Bacillariophyta, Bacillariophyceae, Bacillariales, Bacillariaceae.
CAACAUCGAUUCACAACACCAGGACCAUCAACAACUUUAUGAAUCCAGACAAAUUAGCAGGUACCAAAUGGCAAAUUUACUGAAAACAUGYUGUCUUGUUGCAACAAUUCAAACAACAAUAAUACAAACCAGCGAGGCGUUUCAGAAUAUUGUAUGUAUCGUUGAUCGAACGAGCAAUAAAUCCAACUUCGGACAUUCUGUCAUCGUCCCAUCGAUUGUUGGGGUUGCACAAGAUGAGAUCAUUGCGAAAAGAAGACUAUCAUCUUUCUCUUUAUUUAGUGGACMUUCAUCAGAACMAUUCUUGGUUGACGAGAAACUCUCCGUUUUGCAGGACGUCGUGAAGGAAAUGGAUGCUCGGCACAAACAAAUUCAAGAAAAAUUGGAAACCGCCGAGCGGGAACACCAAGAAACCCUACGGAGCCUAGAAGAUGAGUUGGACGAAACAAGGAGAAUCACCGAAGCGAGAGACAAGAUCAUCAAGAAUCAAACUGAUGAAAUGAAACAGUUGGAGGAUCGGCAUGCAGAUGAUGUCAAGCUGUUGAAAACCACGAACGACCAAGAACGUGAGAGACAAACCGAAGAGUUUUCGGCUCGGUCCGCGAAUGCCUUGGAGAAACAGAAAGMGGAAUAUACCGUUCGAAUCGACAAACUGCAGAGCAAACUGGAGUCGAAAGAAAAAGAAACAAAGGAAAUGAUCGACAAUUUCGAAGAAAAAGAUAAGGAAAAAAGCGAUGUAAUCGAUGGACUCCGAAGCGAUCUCGCCAAARCGAAAGCAAUGCAGAACAAUAUCGAAACCAAAGAACAUUCAGAAAAAGAACAGAGUCAUGCCAAGGAAUCAGAACUAAGAGCAAUCGAAAUCGAAACCYUGAAGGCAGAACACAAAGAGUACGUAGAAAAGRUUCGARACGAAGAAUCUGAGCGAGCGGCGGGGGAAAUCGAAAAGCUUAAAGCGGAACACCUACAGAUAGUAGAAAAAAUUCGAAAUGAAGAAUCCAAGCGYGCGGCACGGGAUAUUGAGAUUCUCAAGGCCGAGCAGCAGUGGGUUGCGAAAGACAUUCAAAACCAAGCAUCGAAGAAAGCGGCGAAAAAAAUCGAAAGCCUCGAGGCUGAACACAAGCAGGCWAUUGAAGACAUCCGACAGAAGGAAUCCAAACGGGUGAAAGACGAAAUCGAAAAAGAUGUCAAAGUGAUAAAGGAGAUUGAGGAACUCAAGGCCCAGCACGAGAAAGUCGUCGAAGACUACGCGCUUCAACUCGACAAAAUUAACAAGGAGAGAGACAUGCUGUCUGCCAAACUCAAAGAUAUCUCUCUCGGGAAUGAAGAGCAAGUGGAGAUUGCAGCAGCGGCAGUUAAAGCGGGGGAAAAGAGGGAGAAGCGAAUACGAAAAGAAUCGGAUGAUUUWGCACAACAAUUGAAGCAGACUCGAYUGCAAGUGAAGAUUAUGCGAUGGGCCAUGAAUGGGGUGGCAGACGAAAACCGAGAUUAUUUAAACCAAAACGAUAAGCUUUCUAGCGAGCAACAAGAGCUCGAAAGCGAGCUAGAGGAAGCGCUCCACCGAAUYGCGGAACUGGAGGAGGAGAAACAACGAAGCUUUUGGCAAAGAUUACGUGGCYGGUUUUCRCGAGGGGGGCCUACCAAAAACGCAGAAUGAUGUUUAAUGCAGAACAAAUUCAAGCUUCACAUAACAAGAGUAGUAGGCAUCACCGUAUUUGGAAAUAUUGAGUACAAUAGAGAGCUGACAGAGCAAUGCAAUGGCGUCUCUUUUUCGAGAAUGUCAGCGAGUACAGAGAGCAGUUUGGUGUCAUACCCCUCAAAAUUCCAAUCGCCUUGAAAAUUGAAUACUGAAUGCGAAAUUUACCAGUAGCCAGAUAGAUCAUUGCUGUCUGUGCAAAUUAGUUGGUGAUUAGCGUUAACAAUUUCUUGGCACAUUUUCUAAACGGAGCUUCUCRCUUGCAGUUUGGGUGUUCGGUUGUUUAUUUUUCAUUUUUUGUUGGUAAUUUAAAUUUAAUUUAAAAGGUAGAUUCGAAAAGGGAUUUUUGUKAAAAAAACAUUUUCACAUAU